AUGGAGUAUCUGACAGACACGGCGGUCACCACCCGCUCGAUGGCCGGAGUACCGUCUGGGCGUGGAUGCGAUGCUUGUCGGAAGCAGAAGAAAAAGUGUGAUCAAGUACAGCCCGCAUGCGCACGAUGUAGCCGGCUGAAUAUACCAUGUAUCGGUGCGGGACAGCAGAGAUACAAGUUCAAAGAGCAGAAUGUGUUUCGAGACGGCGAGACGAAGAGGAUGGCCGCCAAAAAGAAGGCCGUCUCUAGACAGUUUCCGAAGUUUGCAGCAACCACCUUUGUCGAAGAGAUUCCUCGCAUCCCGAUUAAUAGCCUGACGAAACUGCUCAAUGGCUUUAUUGAGACGAUGAAACCUACGACCGAUCUGAGAUACAACCUGGCGUGGUCCUUUGGCGGUUUCCUGGUUGAUAUACCACAGCGUCUCGGGAUAAACGAAGCAUUGGAUUCGUCAGUGCAGGCGCUUGUCGACUCGCAUACAAGCUUCUGUGCCGGAAAAGGGGUCACGCCUGAGGCUUUGAUGAGCUAUUCUCGUGCCCUUAGGGUGCUCAGAUCUUAUCUGGAUGAUCCAGUCAGGGCGCGGGCGUCCGAAACCCUCUGCUCGGUGAUGGUGCUUUUGAUGUGCCAGCGUUUCAUCGGCGUCGCGGAAGGUGAUUUUACGGGCCACUGCGAGGGCGCGGCGCAGAUGUUAAAAGCAAGAAGAUAUUACGAUCCAAAUGACGAGUUUGAAAGCAAAUUGGUUCUUUCACUACGCGGGCCAGUGAUUUUCGAAGGCCUCCUCAACAAUAAGAUCCAAUUUACUGCCGAAGAGUGGAAGACCCUGGUGGAAAACCAUCUCGACGGAGCGGCCCCUGAGGGUAAAAUGAUGCGUUGCGUUGCUCAGGUACCUAGCCUCCUGCAGCGGGCAAGAAAGCUUCGCAGAGACGGAGUAGAAGAUCCAACCCUUUUAGCCGAUGCCAUGGCUAGCUACAAGGACGCAAAGGACGCUGCCGAAGAAUUACGUGCGAAAUAUAAAAAGGCGCAGCUGCCCACCGAGGGUGAAUUUUCAUUUAAAGACCCCAUCGUCAUGGCCCACUCGUUCUACCAGCGCUCAUUUGGGCUGAGUCUUACAGUUGCCAUGAUCUUAAACUGCGUGGUGGCUGGAAUUGACUGCGAAAACCCAGAGUUCAGCGCAGAGUCAACUCGCUAUGUUGACGAGAUCUUGGAAAUUGCUGGCUCUGCGACGAUUUAUAGGCCGCUAGGGGCUAGUUUUGUGCCUUUAUGUCUAAUGAUGGCUUGGGUAGGUACCGGGGAUGUUGCAACACGGAAAACUCUCGAAGCCGCGCUGAAGGAGUACGAGGCGGACUAUGCGCCAGGGCAGGCGGUGAUGCUGACGCCGAAGAUUGAGAAGGUGUCUCGUCAGUUACGCCUCCUAGACCUGGAUGUGUCUUAG
This is a messenger RNA of Arthroderma uncinatum, 1428 nucleotides long. RefSeq lists its product as uncharacterized. Gene Ontology annotation, molecular function: zinc ion binding; DNA-binding transcription factor activity, RNA polymerase II-specific. Gene Ontology annotation, biological process: regulation of DNA-templated transcription. NCBI's taxonomy places the organism in Eukaryota, Fungi, Ascomycota, Eurotiomycetes, Onygenales, Arthrodermataceae. The transcript has 5 exons. The record is from RefSeq and is a predicted model, not a curated record. The coding region runs from base 1 to 1428 and encodes 475 amino acids.